AGAGGCUGAGUGGACUGAUACUGGGACAGAGAGGCUGAGUGGACUGGUUAACACUGGGACAGAGAGGCUGAGUAGACUGGUAUCUUGCUUUGAGAAUAAACAAGCUGAGAAGCUGAACCUAAAGCAGACUGAGGAGGACUUAUGGUGGAAGAGACCCCCAGAAUGCUGUUCAGACAGCAGACUAGAUUAAGAAAAGUAAUAAAGAUGGAAACUGGAGGACUGUAUACAGAAUGACCUACAGUAACAACACACGUGGCAGUCAUACAGAAGGAUCUGAGAACUGAUCUAAAGCCCGUGCUGACAGCUGAUCGACAUCGAAGCUGAACAUAAAAACACAGAAGUAAGAGUUCUUCCUGAAAAAAGUGAGAAGGCGCACCAGAGUUUAUGGACUACAUGUCGACAAAAGCCAGAGAAGAUACAGUUUGGAGACUCUGAAGGAAUCGUGUUGGGAAGAAUAGUGCAAAUGGUGCUGCAGCACCUCCUUCCCUCGCAGCCCCACUUCAAAAAGGUGGAGGUCACAGGAUUCCAGCUCACUGCAACGAUUUGAGGAUUAACAACAGACCUGGAAAAGAGAGACAGUGCUUAUGUUCACCAUAAUGGCACCUGUAGGUGUGGCUAAGCUGCGGGCUCGGCUCUUCCUGCUGUUCCUUAUCUUGACACUUCGCGCCGGCAUGCUUCAGUUUGCUACAGCCACGAUACAAGGGUACAUAGGAGACAGGGACAUAAUAUGCCCAUCUGUCUGCCGGUGCGAUGAGGACUUUAUCUACUGUAAUGAUCGUGGUCUAAGCUCCAUCCCGUCGCUGCCUCCUUCAGCUUCCGUCCUCUACCUUCAGAACAACCAGAUAAACAACCCGGGUUUGCCCACCUCCUUGGAGCGCCAGCUUUCAAUCCGUGUGGUCUACCUCUAUGAUAAUGAACUGGAUGAAUUUCCCAUGCACCUGCCACCAUCCGUCCGUGAACUGCAUUUACAGGACAACAACAUACGCACUAUUCCUCGUAGCACACUGGCUCAAAUGCCCUUGCUAGAGAAACUCCACUUGGACGACAAUUCUAUUUCCACUGUCAGCAUUGAGGACCAGGCCUUUGCUGACAACCCACGGUUGCGCCUACUUUUCCUUUCACGCAACCACCUGUCCAGUAUCCCCUCCGGACUGCCUGCCUCUCUGGAAGAACUCCGUUUGGAUGACAACCGAAUCUCCACUAUCCCAACCCACGCCUUCCGAGGCCUCACCUCACUAAGAUGUCUUGUCCUGGAUGGGAACCUUUUGGCAAAUCAACGCAUUGCCGAUGACACAUUCUCCCGCCUUUCAAACUUAACCGAGUUGUCCCUAGUCCGUAACUCCCUCCAGACCCCACCUGUCAACCUGCCCAGCGCCCAUCUGCAGCGCUUGUCUCUACAGGAAAACGCCCUGACUCAUAUGCCACGCGGGUCCUUGGAUGGCAUGCGCAGGCUGCUGAGGCUGGACCUGUCAGGAAACAACCUGACCACCCUGCCUAGGGGACUGUUCAAAGACCUGGACAGCCUGGGUCAGCUGCUAGUGCGAGGCAAUCCUUGGCACUGUGGCUGCAACCUGCGUUGGCUGUAUGACUGGCUGCAUGCCCGUGGUAACUCCAUCACUGUCAGAGGUCUCACCUGCCAUGGACCUGACAGGGUACGAGACAUGGCUUUGAUAGACCUGACCAGCGAGAUGGAGGAGUGUGAGGUGGUAAGGACAGCAGGGACUAGAGACAGAGUGGGUGGGGGUGGAGUUGAUAGCUCUACCACUCUCACCCCUCCACAGGGCUCUCUCUUCACCCUCCACUCAAAGCGACCUGGCCUGGGGCUUCCUGACUCUGGCUUAGACUACACUCUUAGCAGCAGCGGCGUAGGGAAGAGUCUCGCCCUUAAUGUGAAGCCCCUCUCUCACAACAGUGUCCGUGUUACCUGGAGCGUGGCCCAGCCCAGCUCCUCCUUCAGGCUGAGCUGGCUCCGAUUGGGUACUGGGAACGCCAUGGGAUCAAUCACAGAGACUCUGGUCCGGGGCGAUCGUCGAGAGUACCUGCUUACCUCCCUCCAACCACGCUCCAGCUACAUAAUCUGCAUGGUGCCUCUCGCUGCCAGUUCAGAAAGCAAAGGAGCAAUUUCUGGAGAUACUGACUCGGAUGAAGCUCUGGUGUGUGCAAAAGCUGAAACGUCUGACCUCACCCCUUUGGAGGAGGAGGAUGAAGAGUCGCAGCAGAUGACAGUGCUGCCCCUGGCAGGGAUUAUUGGUGGGGCUACUGCCAUUGUAUCUUUGGCUCUUAUUUUUGGCAUCUUCUGUUGGUAUGGACAUAGGACUGGGCAUUUGUGCUCCCGUGACCACUACACACGCAGCAGCUCCAGAAAAAACAAGACCUAUGAUGAUUACAUUGAGUCAGGCACCAAGAAGGACAAUACCAUCUUGGAGAUUCGCAGUCCAGGGUUACAGAUGAUGCCUAUGGCAGCUUGCCAGCCAAUGCAGCCAAAACCCCUACGAGAGGAUUACAUCAUUCAUACCAUAUUCCCCUCCAAUGGCACUGGCCUGUACAAAGGUGACAGCCAUGUUUCUAAUGCAGGACAUGGCACCAACCGUGGCUAUAGAGAAGGAGGAAUCCCAGAUAUAGACUACUGUUACACAUGAUGUACUGUACCAGAUCCUGUUCACAGUGUUAUUGGUAAACUGUAUAGAUGCACAAUUUCCCUUCGCAUGGACACUUCUGAAGCACCCCUCUGUGCCUUCUUCUUCUGGUCUCCCAUUCCAAAAUACCUGCUGUUCACUGCACUGAAAGUACUGUAUGUGAUUAACUGGAACUGAAACCUUGUGGGAACAGUUCACUGCAGGAAGCAGCAGCCAGUGCCCCAGGUGUAAAUGCACAGCUGACUGUUUCUUUACCAUCUUAGUAAUGGCCUGUGUAUGUUUUCUUUUCUGCUCUUUCCGUGUGACAUGUAAGCAAAGAAUGUAUACACUAUGGAAAGGUCAAAGUUAGCUUAGGUGAAAGUUGAGUUCCUCUUUUACACACCGGAGCCACAGCAGUCAAUCCAAAAUGGAUUAAGAAAUUAUGAAAUAACAGUUUUUGGUACUCUUUUCCUGCUCACCGGUCAUACACAGUAUGUAGUCUUAUCAAGUCAUUGUUCCAAAUGCCUCAACUAUAUUGAUGUGCCCUACCAGCUAUCCAAGGAAAGGGCUUUGUAAAGCUGUGAAUUGUUCUAUUUCAAACGACCCAAUAACCACUUGUCUUAAAGUAGGCUUGUUAUUAUCUUAUUCAGUAGUUGGCACGGUGAACAUGUUAUCAUGGCUGGCCAGCCUUGGUUAUACCUCUCAAGAUCAUUCACCUAAGAUCUGUAUUGUAUUGUUGCAUCUGAUGAGAUGCAGCACAAGCGUGUAGAUAAUUUACUUAGAUACCGACUGGGCUGUGUUUGAAAAAUGCUUUGCUAUUUUCAUCCGUUGUUUUGUUUAGUAAUCAAAUCCUGCACAGCUCUCUUUGUUUAUUUAUUUUGUUCCUUAUGUGAUGGUUUAUGUCUCUGCUAAAAUUGCAAUUUUCGCCCUCAUAUUUGCCACUACUGAUGAAACGCAGCUUUGAUGAAGACAGUGGAUUUGUUUCAUCGAAACAGCAAAAUACAAGAAGUGAAGAAAAUAUCCUGAAGGCUUCCUCCAGGUUCAUGUUUUCUUAAAAGCAGCAGAUUGAAUUCUUGAGUGAGACUGUUAAUAUUAUGUAAUUUGGAAUUAGACCCCACCCGAAGACUAGCAUGUCAGUCCACUGAGACGGUAGAGACAAACAACCUCAACCCCUCUUUUCCCAUUUUGUGCCUGUGAACUUAACCUGUGACUUCAGUUGGUAACUAUUGGUUACAAAAUGUUUUCUCCACAUUCUUAAAGCGACAACGGCGUUCACAGGGAAUCCAGACUGGACAAAUGACUAAUGUGGAGCCACCUGUUUGAGGCAGACUCUUGUGAGUGAACCUUGAUAUGAGGGUGGGAACUGUGAGUGAAACUGAGGAGACUCAAACCGCAACACUGUUGACCUGCACUGUGGAGCAGUGGCCAAGCUGUGGGGGUGGGGGGUAGAUGGACUGUUGGGGGAGUUUGUAGAUGGGGAGACUCCUCAUUGAGAUGUUUGUUUUAGAAAUGGUAAAAGGCCUCAACUCAUUCCACCUCUUUUAUUACUGCGCAGCACUUAAAAUGUAAAUGUGUUAGCACUUAGAGAACAGGGAUAAAUGUAAUGACAAGCACGGUGAGACAGAGGCUAAAGAAACAUCUCCAGGCACUGAGAAAGAUGAAGAAUUGAUGGAUCUGCCGCAGCAUAAAUCAGUUUGUCAUACUCAGCUUCUCCCCUUGGGUUUAAUAUUGUCCAUCAGUUGUUUACCACUGUGUUGCUUCCAAAGGGGAAACCAGUUGUGCUUCCUUAACUGUUCUGUCCGCCAGAGUUUAACACCAUUGUCAGACAAUAUGUCAGUGGAAUGUAUAUUUUAUCUUGCACCCAAAAUCACUGGCUUAAACAUCUUACUGGCCUGGCUAAUUCUGUUUUGGGGAAUGUUGAUACAGUGUAAUUGCUAUUUUACAGUGGGUCUAUUCAAGACACGUACUUCCUCAUCAUUUGUAUAAAUAAAACCAUGGCCACAGCCACAUGAAUAUUUUUUCUGGUGAAAUUAUAGAAAGUAAUGGUGCCAUAAAAAAAAUGAUGUAAACCUGAGAUAUGUGUGGAAAUUGCUUUAUAAAUUCAUCUUCAGAGGGGAUCAAUAAAAAGUUUUAUAAUCUUGUUAUUA
Perca flavescens (yellow perch) is the source of this 4762-nucleotide messenger RNA. It is a transcript of the gene flrt1a, whose product is annotated as fibronectin leucine rich transmembrane protein 1a. The transcript has 4 exons. The record is from RefSeq and is a predicted model, not a curated record. Gene Ontology annotation, molecular function: protein binding. Bases 585 to 2639 code for a protein of 684 amino acids. NCBI's taxonomy places the organism in Eukaryota, Metazoa, Chordata, Actinopteri, Perciformes, Percidae.